AAAUGUCAAGUGUCAAAUGAUAAAUAUGGCUGUUUAUUGAAAAUCUCAAUAUUUUCAUAUCGAUUACUCCAAACAUUAAAUGAAUCUACAUAGUUUAUCUUAUUAUUGUUUCACAUGAACUAAUUUAAUGAUUUUAAGUGUUAAACGUUAAAAUAUUAAGAUGAUUGAUAAAGAGCAGGAGAGUGUUGAAAGAUUCAGAUGCUUUUUCGACAUAAGCAUUAGUGGUUUACCGUCGGGAAGGAUAUUAUUUGAAUUAUUCAAUGAUGUUGUUCCAAAAACAUGUGAAAAUUUUAGAUCAUUAUGUACUGGUGAGAGAGGGUUGGGAGCUACAACAAACAAGCCACUUCAUUACCAGGGAGUACUUUUUCAUCGGGUAGUCAAAGAUUUCAUGAUUCAAGGUGGUGACUUUUCCAAUGGAAAUGGUACUGGAGGAGAAUCAAUAUAUGGUGGAACAUAUGAAGAUGAAAAUUUUGAGUUGAAACAUGACGCAGGAUACUUGCUUUCGAUGGCAAAUCGUGGUAAAGAUACAAAUGGUUCUCAGUUUUUUAUUACAACACAACCGGCGCCCCAUCUCGACAAUGUACACGUGGUUUUUGGACACGUUGUUAGUGGAAUUGAUGUGGUACGUUUAAUUGAAAACCUUCCAGUAGAUGCCAACAGCAGACCUCUGCAAGAUGUUAGAAUUGUCAAGUGUGGAGAAUUAGUCAAGCAAGUGAAAGUCCGAAAAGAAAAGAAGAAAAAGGUCAAAGAAGAAUCUGAUGAGAAUGAAAAGGAAAAGAAAAAACAUAAAAAAGAUAAAAAAGAAAAGAAGAAAGAAAAAAGUAAAAAAGCUCAUUCCAAAGAAGAGGAGAAAAACCUGCAUCCAUUGGCUAUUGUGACUAACAUCGAUCCUGAAGACAUUCCUGAUGUCCCAGUGAAUAAAUUUUUGCUUAGAGGUAAUGCUUCUAAGGAUGACAAAAAUAUGAAAGAUGAAUCUAAAUCCUAUAAGGAUCGAAGAGAUAAUGACAGAGAUAACAGUUUUAGAGGAAAUAGAAGAAACUGGGAUAAUAGAACGUUCAAUAGAAGGGGCCCAUUGAAAACCAAAAGUGGAAGAACCAUAAAAGGACGAGGAAAAUUUAGGUUCAGAACUCCAUCUAGAAGUCGUUCGAGAAGUGUAACGCCUCCGCAUUGGAGGAAAGAGGAGAAUAGGGUGAUCAAGAUGUCCGAACUUGCUGAUCGCAAGAAUCAGGAACAAGAAAAGGAGAAAAUUCAGGAUUCGCGGCGGGAUCAGGUGAGGAGCACUUACACUCCAGAGAAAAAACCCGACAGAUCCGUCGACUACAACGCUCUCGACUACGAAGACCAUUCGGACAACGAGUCUCGUCCUAGGAUUAAGGUCCCUAGCCUGGUGCAGUACUCCUCGAACUCCAACGAACAACGGGCAGAUUCUGAAAAGCAAAAGGACAACGAGGAGGAAGAUAUUGGACUGAUUGAACGUAGUCAAUUUUUGGCAGAAGCUUUGGGAGUUCAAUUGAAGACUGGGCAAGAUCAUCAAGACAAAACAGAGCCUAAACAUGGAAUGGCCGCCAAUCAAAAAACAAAGCCCAUCGUUUUACAUGCGAAAAUAGACGUUCCCAAUGAAAUGGGUAGGGAUAGAAGAAGACGCUCCCUUGACAACGCACCACAGGAGGAAAGAGGAGGCAGAAACAAGUUUGAGACAGAAAAGCCAGUGAACUUGAAUGCUGGCAGAAAUUAUCGCACCAAUGGUCGCCAAGAUGACACCCGAAGAGCGCCAUUCAGAAUGGGACGAGAUUUCAGGUCAAGGCAUGUUCCAAAGGUCACGUAUCAAUCUAGGGACCAUAGGAGUUUUCGAUCGAGGGAUGCCAGAGACCGCAAACGGAGGCGCUCUAGAGACAUGUCGCACGAAAAUCGUCGCUCAAGAUCUCCUCGAAGACGUUCUUCUUCGCGCCGAAGAACUCCCGAUUUAAAGAAAGAGGACAGAGACAAUAAAUCUGUUGAUGUAGGUAACAAGCGAGAAGAAAAGCGUAAAGGUUCUCCACGGAGGGAUAAAAGUGACGAUCGGAAGACCCCAGAGAAAAAUGCUACCGAGGACAAAACACCGGAGAAAUCAAAUAUCAAGAAAAUUCUGAAAGCAGUUGAACCACUCAAGCCAACGGAUAGUACUGAAGAGAAGUAUAGGAAACUGUUGUUGAUCAGACAAAAGGUAGAAAUGUUGGAGAAGAAGAGGAAAGAAGAAGAUCAUCAAAAACGCUUGGAGGAAAAACAGAGAAAAGUGAAGGAAGAAGCAGAAAUGUUAGAGAAGGCAAAGCGCGCCAAAAAGGAAGCGCUGGAGAAAGAGAAGCUAAUGAAAACGUACAAAGUGUUACAAGAAUUAGAUAAAAGAGUUGGUGGUGCUCCAAAAAAUAAACGAAGAAGCAGUAGUAGCAGUAGCAGUUCUAGUAGCAGUAGUGAUGAUAAUCCCCCUCGUAGAAAAUCUAGACGAUCUUCUUCUGGAACUAGACAAGAUAAAAAAAGGUCUAGGAGAAAGUCAUCCAGUUCCAGUAGUAGUGAUUCUUCUAGACAAAGAAGUUCUUCGAAGAAGAAGCGCUAAGAUUAUUUUUUUAUGUUUGUCUUAUCUAAAGGGCCAUAUGCUAACCAUGGAGCAUUGGCUAAUGUGUCUCAUCAUUGUCAUUUAUUGAUGAUCUACAAAUUUGUCAGAUAUAAAUAAGUUGAAUAAAAAUUAUUUGGUUUUCUA
Messenger RNA from Harmonia axyridis, 2734 nucleotides. It is a transcript of the gene Moca-cyp, whose product is annotated as peptidyl-prolyl cis-trans isomerase G. Gene Ontology annotation, cellular component: intracellular membrane-bounded organelle. Gene Ontology annotation, biological process: protein folding; protein peptidyl-prolyl isomerization. Lineage: Eukaryota; Metazoa; Arthropoda; Insecta; Coleoptera; Coccinellidae. The coding region runs from base 161 to 2590 and encodes 809 amino acids. Gene Ontology annotation, molecular function: peptidyl-prolyl cis-trans isomerase activity. The record is from RefSeq and is a predicted model, not a curated record. The transcript is spliced from 12 exons.